This is a messenger RNA of Gossypium raimondii (Peruvian cotton), 1974 nucleotides long. RefSeq names its product amino acid transporter AVT1C. Gene Ontology annotation, cellular component: plasma membrane. The record is from RefSeq and is a predicted model, not a curated record. The coding region runs from base 228 to 1880 and encodes 550 amino acids. Lineage: Eukaryota; Viridiplantae; Streptophyta; Magnoliopsida; Malvales; Malvaceae. The transcript has 14 exons.
UCCCACCAGACAACUUCUCUCUGUUUCUAUCCUUUUCUUUCUGUGUGAUUGCUUUUCUAUAUAUAUAUAUAUAUCUUUCUAUUUCUUGAUUCAGAUCUUCAUCUCAAGAAAAACCCAAUUCAGUUUUUGUAUCAGAUAUUCAGAAAAAGGCGAGAGCUACUUACCAUACCAAGCAACAAAGUAUUUAAAUACUUUCAAUUUAAGGAGAUUUGAGAGGUAAGAAGAGAAUGAAGAACUCGGUUUCGGAUCAGAGUUUCUACAUCGAGAGCGAAGACGAUGAAGAAGUUGAGAAAUUAGAGUAUAAUAGAAAUGAAGAAGAUGAGGGAAAUGAAGAAUUUUAUGCUUCUUUUUCUUCCCAAAGAAAAAACAGUUCUUAUGCCACUCAAUGGCCUCAAAGUUACAGGCAGUCUAUUGAUUUGUAUAGUAGUGUACCAUCCCCGACCAUCGGGUUCUUGGGCACUCCUACACUAUCAAGACUAGGAAGUUCGUUUCUUUCAUCAUCGUUAACCCGAAGAUUCACACCGGAAUCACUUAAUGCGCCAGUAAAGAAACCGUUGCUACCACCAUCAGUAGAUGAUGAAAUACAGCCGCAUAAACGUAGUACGUACUCUUUGGCAACUCCGGCACCGUCGAGGAAACCGUCUGUAAGAUUUGAUGAGAAAGUACAGGUCGACCAUGGUCAUGGAAUUCCCCUUGGUCGCCAGAGUUCAUAUGGUCAAGCUGUGGUAAAUGGGAUUAAUGUGCUAUGUGGAGUAGGAAUCCUUUCUACCCCAUAUGCUGCCAAGGAAGGAGGAUGGUUAGGGCUAAUAAUAUUAUUAACAUUUGCAGUGCUUUCUUUUUACACUGGCCUCCUUUUGCGCCAGUGUCUGGAUAGCUCACCUGAGCUUGAAACUUACCCUGAUAUUGGUCAAGCUGCAUUUGGUUCCACCGGUAGAAUCGCCCUUUCAAUAAUUUUGUAUGUGGAGUUAUAUGCUUCUUGUGUUGACUAUAUAAUUCUAGAGGGUGAUAACUUGUCAUCCUUAUUCCCAAAUGCACACAUUAGUUUGGGCGGAUUCGAUUUGAACUCGCGUCGUCUCUUCUCGUUGAUGACAACCCUUGCUGUUCUUCCCACUGUUUGGCUCAGAGACCUCAGUGUCCUUAGUUAUAUCUCUGCUGGUGGAGUUGUUGCAUCAUUCUUGGUAGUGUUUUGCUUGUUUUGGGUUGGAUUGGUAGAUCAAGUUGGGUUUCAGAACAAAGGGACAGUAUUGAAUCUUUCUACACUUCCAGUUGCUGUUGGACUUUAUGGUUUCUGCUAUUCAGGCCAUGCUGUUUUCCCGAAUAUAUAUACUUCAAUGGCAGAACCAAGAAAAUUCUCUUCAGUUCUCUUAUCAUGUUUCGGAAUCUGUUCUUUGUUGUAUGCUGGAACAGCAGUUAUGGGGUACAAAAUGUUUGGAGAAGCAACAGAAUCACAGUUUACACUUAACAUGCCUAAAGACCUGGUUGCUUCAAAGAUUGCUGUGUGGGCUACGAUUGUCAACCCAUUUACCAAAUAUGCAUUAACCUUGUCUCCAGUGGCAAUGAGUCUUGAGGAAUUAUUACCACCACGCCAUCUCAAGUCUCACGUGUACCCUAUGUUAAUUAGAACAGCACUGGUGGUCUCAACCUUGCUUGUAGGUCUCAGCGUUCCCUUCUUCGGCUUGGUAUUGUCAUUGAUAGGAUCUUUACUCACAAUGCUUGUUACCUUGAUACUUCCUCCUGCUUGUUAUUUAAGCAUACUGAGGGGUAAAGUAGGCUGUAUCCAGGCUACAAUCUGUAUUAUAAUUAUUGCAGUGGGAGCAGUUUCAUCAGCCUUUGGAACAUACUCAGCACUCACCAAGAUUAUUCAGAAUUUGAGUAGCUGAAAAUUUAAUUUAAUUUCCUCAUUUUUGAACUGCUUUUACAUUUCCCAAAUUUUUGAGUCAAUUCUGGAAUUUAGAUACAUCCCUAUAUUUUGAA